Messenger RNA from Vicia faba (fava bean), 417 nucleotides. The record is from the annotation of a GenBank genome assembly. Lineage: Eukaryota; Viridiplantae; Streptophyta; Magnoliopsida; Fabales; Fabaceae.
AUGGCCCGUCAACUAUUUGUUAUAGUCCUCAUUUUUGUAGCCAUGAUUGGUAUGGUUAUGGCUCAAGUAGCCCCAUCUACAUCACCUGAAUCAUCACCGAAAGCAGCAGCACCAUCAUCAAAAGCACGAAAAGCAGUCGCAGCAGCACCAACAACAGCACCAGUAUCUUCUCCAAAAGCUUCACCUUUAGCUCCAUCAUUAGCACCUUCAACUUCUAACGAAGAACAAGAUAUUUCAGCUCCUCCAGCACAAGCCAGUGGCCCCAUUGAGCUGUUUGCUCCUGGACCCGCCCCUGUUAGUGAUGACUUUGCUUCCGGGGCCGGCCCAGCAGCUGACGAGGCUACCAGCGGUGCCUCGGCUAUUCAAUUCUCUGUUGCUGCUGCCACCGUCGCCGUUGUCAGCUUCUUUGCCUUCUAA